Haplochromis burtoni (Burton's mouthbrooder) is the source of this 2456-nucleotide messenger RNA. RefSeq names its product ras-related protein Rap-2a. Gene Ontology annotation, biological process: Rap protein signal transduction; negative regulation of cell migration. Gene Ontology annotation, molecular function: GDP binding; GTP binding; GTPase activity. The record is from RefSeq and is a predicted model, not a curated record. The transcript is spliced from 2 exons. Gene Ontology annotation, cellular component: plasma membrane. NCBI's taxonomy places the organism in Eukaryota, Metazoa, Chordata, Actinopteri, Cichliformes, Cichlidae. Bases 868 to 1419 code for a protein of 183 amino acids.
UGAGGCGAAUGUUGUUGUGAUUUGGUGCCAUAGAAAUAAAAAUAAACUGAAAUUGCAGAGUGGAAAUUUGACAUGUUCACCUUUUUAACAAAUUAUUUAGUUCACCUGAGGCUUCAGUUAACAUCCCUCAGAAGAGCUCAGAGUCAAGCAUCAUAUGUUGACACUGUCUUGAGACAUUAUGUGCUGCAAACCAAGUCCAAGCCUCUGGCUUUGUCUUGUGCCUCCCAUUGGCUGCUGACAGCAUUCCUCACAGAUUAGCUUAUAUUUCCGUUUAAAACGAGGUCAAAAACAAUUAUGUCACAGCAGCCUCUCUUAUUUCUUUUCCAUCACAUCUGUGCUCUGCUCCCUGUUGCCAUGUGGCACUAAUCUCCCUCCAUAUCUUCCAGGAAAUAGUAGCAUCCAGUGGAUGAAGCACACCAGAGGCGUGGAUUCCCAGCACUGUUGUCUUCUAUAAGCCAAAGAGUGCUCUUCGCCUUUAACUCCACUGUACCCCACUGUGCAGGGGAAAUGUAGUGUUAGCCUUUUAUUUUGUCGGCACAUAAAAAGAUGCGCCGUCUAGUUGUUUCUAAUAAUAGCCGAUCUUAUUUUAACUGCACCGACGCCUUAUUGCAUUAUGGAUGCCUCCGGAAUGGUGUCCCUUCAAGAUAGCGUGGGAAUAUUUCAGUAGAAGGCAGUGUGGCUGUGCAUCUCAGGGCUAAAUGCUCCAGCAUCAUUCGGCCGCCUAUAACUGCAAGAGCAUCUCGUUUACCGGAGGCUGUGUCAUGCCUGUAGCGUGAGUCUGGGCUGCUGUGCACGGGCAUGCGUUUCUUUGAUCCGCUGCUGAUCACUUUAUUCUCUGCAUGCCGGAUUUAACUCCGCGGGAGCGCUAUGCGGGAGUAUAAGGUGGUGGUGCUCGGCAGCGGCGGGGUGGGGAAGUCCGCGCUGACGGUCCAGUUUGUCACCGGGACAUUUAUAGAAAAGUACGACCCGACCAUUGAAGAUUUCUACAGGAAGGAGAUCGAGGUGGACUCCUCUCCGUCGGUGCUGGAGAUCCUCGACACGGCCGGCACCGAGCAGUUCGCCUCAAUGAGAGACCUUUACAUCAGAAACGGCCAGGGCUUCAUCCUGGUCUACAGCCUGGUCAACCAGCAAAGUUUUCAGGACAUCAAACCCAUGAGAGAUCAGAUCAUCAGGGUGAAAAGGUACCAGCAGGUACCGGUGGUUCUGGUGGGCAACAAGGUGGACCUGGAGGAUGAGAGGGAGGUGUCCCCCAGCGAGGGCCAGGCGCUGGCUGAGGAUUGGGGCUGCCCCUUCAUGGAGACGUCGGCCAAGAGCAAGACCAUGGUGGAUGAGCUUUUCGCAGAGAUCGUCAGGCAGAUGGACUUCUGCCCUCUGCCGGACCGGAGAGAGGCCUGCUGCCCCGCCUGUAGCAUACAGUAGCUGAAUGUCGGAGGGGAGGUGGAGCAGGAGUGAUUGGUGGAUGGAUUGGAGAGGAGUAGAAAUUAGAGUCCAAAUGUAUUCAUGUUAGACAAACUUGAAGAUUGGAGAGGGGGCAGGGUUAAAGGAAGCAAACCCCCACUUUUGGUGUCACUAUUCUUAGCUGCUUCCUAGAGGAUUCUGGGAAAUGUAGGAAGUUGCAGAGAAAGCAGGUUAAGGGGAAUUCAGUUUUGACAUUCACUACUUCUCCAACACAGAGGGGAUUUUUUUCCCCUCUUAAAAUAAAACAAAAAACAAAAACGCACGACCUUCCUGCUACUAUCACGGUUUUUGCUGAUUAUUCCAGAGUGAAUUCCCGGGGUUUUCCCAAAGGCAGCGCGGUGCCAAAAACCAUCUUAAAAGCCAUCAACAAAGAGGACCACAGUGCUAAAUGCUUUUGGGAAAGCAGCCAUAGGUCCAUGGGAGGACAGCUCGGCGUGCUCAGCAGUUCUAUCUGUCCUGUUUUUCUUCUGCUUGUUGUUCUAUUUUGCACUUUUUUGUUUUUUUUGCCAGUGCAACGGCCAUUCACCGAGUACCCGGAGAGAUAAGUUAACACCACUGUGAAGGAGUCGUUACUGGAAGGUGCAUUUGGAAGCAGGGCCCACCUUAACAAUAAAUGAAUGACAGGAUGAACGAAUGUGUUUGAAACAAACAAACAAACAAACAAACAAAAAAGGCCGCACCUUUAGGGGGGGAUUCAUGUCCCAUUCAUGUCACAGAUAAUAACUGUGGAUGACGUGUGCACGAAGUUGUACUGUCACACUCUCAAGUGAGUACAAUCAAUCGCACCCAAAGAGACGGUAAUCAAUCAGUCAGUCAGUCGAUAAAAUGUACCAACACUCUGCAGACACCUUACAGAUGAUACAAAUGCCUUGUUACAAUGUAUGAAGUGAACAUCAGUGUCAGUGUGUAGCUCAUCUAUCUUUAGUCACAUCGGAUAUGUUAGUGGUUCAAUGUCAGAAACACUUAUUUUCAACAAAAUAAUAAAUCUUUAUGCACAA